This is a messenger RNA of Labeo rohita (rohu), 1808 nucleotides long. RefSeq names its product transmembrane protein 236. Lineage: Eukaryota; Metazoa; Chordata; Actinopteri; Cypriniformes; Cyprinidae. The record is from RefSeq and is a predicted model, not a curated record. The transcript is spliced from 4 exons. Bases 1 to 1272 code for a protein of 423 amino acids.
AUGGGCUCAGGGAGCAGGAUUAAGUUUGCUGUUUGUGAGGUGCUGCAGUUUGCCAGUUUUUGUGUUCCACUUUUUAUUAUAAUGCAACGUUUUGCACUUAUUGUGGCUCGAGUAAAAAGUCAACUGCAACCAACUGGUGGAAAUUCUACAACAGCGUAUUGGCUAAUUGUGGCUUCAUCUGUGGCCUAUGUAAUGUCAGUGGCAAUGCUGAUUUGGCUACCUAUGAAGUAUAUGGUGUUUAUGAAGAAGAAGGCACUGGUUGCUCGGAAGAAAUGGAGACCUGUUGCUUUGGCCUAUGUGCUUCUCUCAACACUGCCCUGCUUUGCCUUCCUUAUAGCCAGCUCUGAGGUACAGAUUAGACAUAAUCUGAAGUUGGACACUUUUGCUGAACUGCCAGUGUCAUUAGUUCUAUUUUCCCUGAUCUGCAUUGAUAUAGUGGAAAGAAUCCGACACUGCAGACUUACUGGCCAAGCUAAUGAACUGGCUCGGGAUCCAGACAUUCCCACUACCUUACUGACACAUGUUGGAAGAAUUACUCCUAUUGUCACUCCUAUAACGGGUCCUUUUCCUUCAUCUACUACUGGCAGUGCGGGCACAGAGCAUGGUGCAGGGGCAACAAACACGAACGUUCGAGGAUUGCCUGGCAAUACUACUGUUCAAGGCAUACCUGGAAAUGGCACAGUCCUGGGUCUCUCAAGCAACACAACAGUUCCAGGGCUGCCAAACAAUGGUGCAGUUUCAGGUCAUCUUGGGAACACAACAAUUCCAGGGUUGCCUGGGAAUGGUGUUGUUCCAAGAGUCCCAGGCAACCAAGGACAGCAACUUGGCAUUACUGGAAUUUAUCCACAUUCUAGCAUACCCUUCCAAAACAUUACCUCUUCGUAUUCUGGGCCACUUAGCUUUCUACUGGCUAGCGAUACUCGUGCUGAAGUCUUUGCAGACAGUUUCCUGUUCUGGCUGGACACAGUAGAGAUGGUUCGGGUUGCAGGUCACACUCCUGUAUAUUUUUCAGGCUGGGCAUUACCAAUUUACCUUUUCUGUUUCCUCUCCACAAUGCGAUUGGCCCUAACACCUCACAGUCCCCUCCUCUCACCUCUGGGUGUGGUCUUUCAGGACCUCCCUUUCCUAGUCUUGAGGAUGGCAUUGAUUGGCAUUUUUGGUUUUGUAACACCACUACUUUACGUGAUGAAGAAUCUGUUGGUCUGUCUUGCCUACAUUUAUUUCAAUUUCAUGACAAAACUUAGAGUUUUCAACACUGAGAGGAUGUUUUAAUGGAACUGCUUAUGAGACUAAAACAGGCCUAGCAACACAACAGAAUUACAAUAUGUUUGUUCGUUUGCCUAGUCCACUUGGCCUGGGACAAGGUGUUAUUUUAGUAUAACUAUUUUUACACUUCUGUUUGUUUCACUAUAGUGGUGCAGAACUAACAAACUAUAUAUAUAAAAACUUUAAUAGGUAACCAGUGUUUCAUUUACAUGAAUUUACAUAAUUUUCCUUUACAAUAAGAGUACUUGAAUAAUCAUGAACUAAUACCUAAAUUCAUACUUAAUUCAUCAUUUACAAAUUAUUAUUGAAGUCAUUAACUAAUCAUAAUCAUAAACAAAAAGCUGUUCUUAACUAUGACUGGAGUUGGAUUUACGCAUGAAUGAUAGAAGCCCUAAUUACAAAUGGAUUAAUUAACAUUUAUGGGUAAACUAAACCAAACAGCCUCCUUACUAAAGGAAUAUGAAGUACUCUGACUGAAAUAAAUUUAAAUAAUUUAAUUCUAUCAUAAUUUGAGCUUUUAACAUCUGCAGCUUUGUUAUAAA